AUGGCUGUCAGUUCCACCUUACUUCUCUUCAUUGUUCCUUUUUAUCGCUUCUCUUACGGCGUUGAUGGAGUUCCAUCUUCUUUUACAUUACACCAUUUACGAUUCAUCACCUGUACUAUCUAUCUAUCUAUCUAUCUAUCUAUCUAUCUAUCUUUUGUGUUCAUUAUCUAUCUUUUAUAUGUAUCUCAUUCAUUUCACUAUCUCUCUCUCUUUCUCUCUCUCUAUCUUUUCUGUUCAUUAUCUAUCUUUUAUAUGCAUUUCAUUCAGCUCAUUAUCUAUCUAUCUAUCUAUCUAUCUAUCUAUCUAUCUAUCUAUCUUUAUAUGUAUCUCAUUCAGUUCACUGUCUGUCUGUCUGUCUUUCUCUAUCUAUCUUUUCUUUCAUUAUCUAUCUAUCUAUCUAUCUAUCUAUCUAUCUAUCUAUCUAUCUAUGAUCGUCUGUUCAUUAUCUAUCUAUCUAUCUAUCUAUCUAUCUAUCUAUCUAUCUAUCUAUCUAUGCCUUUUGAAAUAUGGGUGACCGCUUUCUUUCUUUCUUUCUUUCUUUCCAAGUCUUUUCAUAUCUAUCUAUCUAUCUAUCUAAAUUAUCUAUUUAUAUCUAUCUAUCUGUGUCUGUUCAUAUCUAUCUAUCUAUCUAUCUAUCUAUCCGAGUCUGUUCAUAUCUAUCUAUCUAUCUAUCUUAAUCAUUUUAUUUGCUCUUUUGUCUAUCUUUCUAUCUAUCUGUCUGUCUGUCUGUCUUUCUGUCUCCCUGUCGGUCUCUCUGUCUGUCCGUCUCUCUGUCCCUCUCUUUUUCCUGUCUGUCUGUCUCUCAGUCUCUCUGUAAAUCUCUCUGUGUCUCUGUCUGUCUCUCUGGCUGUCUGUCUGUCUGUCUCUCUGUCGCUCUAUUUUCCUAUCUGUCUCUCUGUCUGUCUGUCUCUCAGUCUCUCUGUAAAUCUCUCUGUGUCUCUGUCUGUCUCUCUGGCUGUCUGUCUGUCCGUCUCUCUGUCGCUCUAUUUUCCUAUCCGUCUCUCUGUCUGUCUGUCUCUCAAUCUCUCUGUAAAUCUCUCUGUGUCUCUCUCUGUCUGUCUCUCUGUCCGUCUCUCUGUCGCUCUAUUUUCCUAUCUGUCUCUCUGUCUGUCUGUCUCUCAGUCUCUCUGUAAAUCUCUUUGUGUCCCUGUCUGUCUGUCUCUCUGGCUGUCCGUCUUUCUGUCUGUCUGUCUGUCCCUCUGUCUGUCUGUAUCUCUGUCUCUGUCUGCCUGUUUCUCUGUCGGUCUGUCUCUAUGUCUGUCUGCCUGUCUUUCUGUUUGCCUGUUUGCCUGUCUGUCUACUUUAAACACUUCUUUCUUUCUUUCUUUCUUUCUUUCUUUCUUUUGUUUCUUCUUUAAUUCUCGCCUUCCCUCCUUUCGUUUUCUUUGUAACAAUCACCUUUUUUUCUUUCUUUCUUUCUUUCUUUUUUCUUUUCUUUCUUUCUUUCUUUCUAAGAAUUAUUAUAACUUUUCCUUUCUUUUUUUUUUUUUAAUUAUGAAAACUAAAUCGAUUCAUAUCUAUCGAUCUAUCUAUUUCAGUAGGUUCGUUUCUCUCUCUCUCUCUCUCUCUCUCUAUCUAUCUAUCUAUCUAUCUAUCUAUCUAUCUAUCUAUCUAAAUCUUUUCAUAUAUAUCCAUCAGAGUCGUCGUUCGUAUCUAUCUAUCUAUCUAUCUAUCUAUCUAUCUAUCUAUCUAUCUAUCUAUCUAUCUCAGUCUGUUCAUAUCUAUCUAUCUAUCUAUCUAUCUAUCUGCUAUCUAUCUAUCUAUCUCAAAAAGUCUGUUCAUAUCUAUCUAUCUAUCUAUCAUCUAUCUAUCUAUCUCAGUCUGUUCAUAUCUAUCUAUCUAUCUAUCUAUCUAUCUAUCUAUUUCAAUCUGUUCAUAUCUAUCUAUCUAUCUAUCUAUCUAUCUAUCUAUCUAUCUAUCUAUUUCAAUCUGUUCAUUCUAUCUAUCUAUCUAUCUAUCUAUCUAUCUAUCUAUCUAUCUAUCUAUCUAUCUAUCUAUUGUUUUCUGAGCCGUAAGGAAACUGCGCCAUUGUCACCGGGGUUUUCGUUCGCCAUAGCGCCUUGGAUAUUCAGUGAAUCUCUGACGGUAAUUCGUUGUCUUUUUCGCGUGAUUUUUCCGUUCCUUAACGCGUCGAAAAUCGUGCCGAGCAUUGACUUCCUUUCUCUCUGUCCGAAGGCAGUGAGUUCGACAAGCCUGUCACAAGCCUGGCAGCAAACAGCCUGUCACGAGCCUAGCAGCAAACUGCCUGUCGCGAGCCUGGCAGCAAUCUGCCUGACUCGAAACCACUUCUUUUCGAUAAUUUUUUUUCUUUCCCAUUUCUUUCUUUCUUUCUUUCUUUCUUUCUUUCUUUCUUUCUUCUGCCGUUCAGUCUUUCUUUUACUUUUCCAUUCAUUGAUUCAUCCAUUCAUUUAUUCACUCAUUCAUUUCUUUCUUUCUUUCUUUCUUUCUUUCUUUCUUUCUUUCUUUUCUACCGUUCCGUCUUUCUUUCUUUUCUCUGCCUUUCUCUCUUUCUUUUACUUUUCCAGUUCAUUCAUUUCUUCAUUCAUUCAUUCAUUCAUUUCUUUCUUUCUUUCUUUCUUUCUUUCUUUCUUUCUUUCUUUCUUUCACUUGAAUCCGCAUAUUCUAUGUCUUUUUACCUACUUUUCUUUCCUUCGCCCAGAUUCACUUAGAACGUUUUUGUCUCUAUCGGCGUUGUCGUCGUCGUAUUCUUCUUCUUCUUCUUCUUCUUCUUCUUCUUCUUCUUCUUCUUCUUCUUCUUUCCCACCCUGA
Messenger RNA from Acanthosepion pharaonis, 2769 nucleotides. NCBI's taxonomy places the organism in Eukaryota, Metazoa, Mollusca, Cephalopoda, Sepiida, Sepiidae. The record is from the annotation of a GenBank genome assembly.